Molecule: messenger RNA, 1362 nt
Organism: Strongylocentrotus purpuratus (purple sea urchin)
Lineage: Eukaryota; Metazoa; Echinodermata; Echinoidea; Camarodonta; Strongylocentrotidae
Gene: st6galnac
Product: alpha-2,6-sialyltransferase
Molecular function (GO): sialyltransferase activity
Source: RefSeq, marked provisional
AUGAGACUAUGGCGGAAGCUCACGUCCUGCAAGACACGAAGCCGUUUCGUGCUGCUAGCCUUCUGGUAUACGAUGAUUGCCCUCUCGGUGUCCUUACUCUACUCACUCCGAGGCACGCAUCACUCCCAAGAUGACUCGGGUACCACAUCCAGGCGAUCCCGUUUCUACAACUCACUCUUCCCGUUCAGCCGAAACGACGUAGCAGACUACGCUACGUUGACACAGCACGAUGUAGCAGACGACAUAGUGGCCCCUCCACACGUGGGUGCAACGGGAGAGAUAGGGCCGGAGAAAAACGUGGCAAUAGACGAUAACAAACAAAUCCAGCAGCUGAUCCUAAGAAAUUCAGGUGGAAUAGCGGGACAAUCAGGGAAUUUGAUUGGUGACAUGCUAAAUGAUGAGGAACAGAGAACGUUUGAAGUUGUCGAGGAAGAGGUAGCGGAGGAAGAGGAGAUUGAAGUUGUUAAUGAAUUUCGUGAUUUAAAUGGAAAGAGACCCAGUGGAGACGAUCCAAGGGCACCUGUGACGUCAACAAUAGAUGUGACUUCAAUACAUUUUGUGAAUGCUACUGUGAAGCCUACCCCACCCCCUGAAGUACAGGGAUAUUAUAACGUACAAACCAAAGAUAAACUGCGCAUGCGUUGUUCACAGUGCGCCCUCGUCUCCAGCUCUGGUCAUCUCGUCAACACGUCUGCCGGAGCCGAGAUCGACAGCUACCCGUGCGUACUUCGGAUGAACUCGGCGCCUGUUCGGGGAUACGAAGUCGAUGUCGGAAGACGAACGACCAUCCGAAUCAUGGGUCAUGUAAACCUGAAGGUGCUGAAUGCAAGUAACGAGCUUCAGGAUGAGAUUCUCAUCAAUUCAACUACGAGAGCCGAAAAGAUCAUCGUACCAUGGUUGUACAACGUCAAGGUGAACCAAGCUACAGAUAUGUAUUACAAGAGCGCUCGUAACCUAUCCAGUCUCUAUCCACACGUUGAGUUCUACCUUCUUACUCCAGAUAAGAUGAAGAUUGCUGAGAGUCUGUUCCAAACAGAGACAGGUCUUACCAGGCAAGAAGCUCGCACGUGGCUUUCAACGGGAUGGAUGAGUAUGCUCUAUGCUGUAGAUGUAUGCGACAAAGUGGAUAUCUUUGGCUUGGUUCCAGAAAACUACUGCUUGAAGAAUCCGAAUUCCUCCGUCUUGUACCACUACUACGAGUCAGAUGGCCUAAAAGAGUGUGAUUAUUACACGAUCAGUGAGGAGCGACUCACAUCGGGUCACAAGUUCAUCACCGAGAAAGCUGUCUUUGCACGCUGGGCGACCAAGUUCAACAUAAUUCCACCUACCAGCCUGGAACCUCACGGACGUUGCCCAUACUAA